Molecule: messenger RNA, 2345 nt
Organism: Mangifera indica (mango)
Lineage: Eukaryota; Viridiplantae; Streptophyta; Magnoliopsida; Sapindales; Anacardiaceae
Product: subtilisin-like protease SBT3.3
Exons: 10
Biological process (GO): proteolysis
Molecular function (GO): serine-type endopeptidase activity
Source: RefSeq, a predicted model, not a curated record
CUCAUCACCUCGGAAAAUCUUAAUUGCAUUCUCUCUUGAAGAGAUACAGAAACAUUAUGGGCAAGGGUAAGGUCGCUUCGACACCAGUGAUUGCUAUGCUGUUUCUUGUCUUCGUUCUCAAUUGCCUAAGCCUCGUGAUAGCAAAGGUUCAUAUUGUUUAUCUGGGAGAGAGGCAACAGGAUGAUCCCAAUCUCAUAACAGAUGCUCAUCAUGACAUGCUUGCUACGGUAGUGGGCAGCAAGGAAGUGGCCUCAGAAUUGAUGGUGUAUAGCUACAAGCAUGGCUUUUCAGGAUUUGCAGCCAAGCUUACAGAAGCUCAGGCACAGCAACUUGCUGGGUUGCCUGGAGUAAUUAGAGUGAUACGAAAUAGCCUCCACAGACUGCAAACAACAAGGAGUUGGGAUUACCUUGGCCUCUCUUCUCAUUCUUCUUCCAAUGUUCUUCAUAAUAGUAACAUGGGCAAUGGAGUUAUCAUAGGUGUCCUUGACACAGGAAUAUGGCCAGAAUCUAAAGCCUUCAGUGAUGAAGCACUUGAACCUAUCCCAUCUCGCUGGAAGGGUGGUUGCCAAUCUGGAGAUCAAUUCAAUGCCUCGAUUCAUUGUAACAGAAAAAUCAUUAGAGCCAGUUGGUUCGCUGAUGGAUUUCUUGCAGAGUAUGGGCAGACAUUAAACACAUCAGGAGGCCAGGAGUUUUUCUCCCCAAGAGAUGCAAAUGGACAUGGCACCCAUGUAUCCAGCACUGCAGCUGGUUCUUUUGUGCAUAAUGUUAGCUAUAAAAGCCUUGGUCUUGGAAACGUAAGAGGUGGUGCACCCCGUGCACGUUUGGCCAUUUACAAGGUCUGUUGGAAUGUGCUUGGUGGGCAAUGUGCAUCUGCGGAUAUUCUGAAAGCCCUUGAUGAAGCCAUACAUGAUGGGGUUGAUGUGUUAUCCCUGUCACUUGGGUCUGGAAUUCCUCUUUUCUCAGAUGUUGAUGAACGUGAUGGAAUUGCUACUGGUUCCUUCCAUGCUGUGGCAAGGGGCAUCACAGUUGUUUGCGCAGCUGCAAAUGAUGGACCUUCAGCUCAGACAGUACAGAACACAGCACCGUGGAUUUUAACUGUAGCAGCGAGCACCAUGGAUCGAACAUUCCCUUCUCCAAUAACACUUGGAAAUAAUAGAACUUUAGUGGGUCAAGCAGUGUUUAGUGGAAAAGACAUUGGUUUAACAGGUUUGGUAUAUCCAGAGGCCGCAGGGCUUGAUCCCAAUUCUGCUGGUGUUUGCCAAGAUCUCUCACUUAAUGCCACUAAGGUAGCUGGAAAAGUUGUGAUCUGCUUCGCCUCAGUGACUAGAAGAGUCGCCAUAAAAAUUGCUGCGUCAAUUGUUCAAGAAGCUGGUAGUAUCGGCCUGAUCGUUGCCAAAAAUCCCACUGAUACAUUCUCUCCGUGCGCUGAAAACUUCCCAUGCGUUGAAGUUGACUAUGAAGUUGGCACCCAAAUACUCUUUUACAUCCGAUCAACCGAGUCACCCUUGGUAAAAUUGGGCCCUUCUAAAACAUUUGUAGGAAAGCCUUUGUUAGCCAAGGUAGCCUAUUUCUCAUCAAGAGGGCCUAACUCCGAAGCGCCAGCAAUUCUCAAGCCAGAUGUUGCUGCUCCUGGAGUGAAUAUAUUAGCUGCUGCUUCUCCUCUUAAUCCAUUGUCGGAUAAUGGAUAUGCCAUGCUUUCAGGAACUUCAAUGGCAACUCCUCAUGUCUCCGGCAUUGUGGCACUUGUCAAAGCUUUGCACCCUGAUUGGUCUCCAGCAGCAAUCAAAUCUGCACUUAUCACCACUGGUUUUCCAAUAUUUGCAGAGGGAUGGCCACAAAAGCUUGCUAAUCCAUUCGAUUUUGGAGGAGGCAUCGUGGACCCAAAUAAGGCAGCAGACCCUGGUCUCAUAUAUGAUAUGAACACAGCCGACUACUUACAUUAUCUCUGUGCUAUGGAAUACAGCAACACUGAUAUCUCUCUGCUUACAGGGCAACCCACCAUGUGCCCGGAUCCAAAACCUUCCAUGUUAGAUAUAAAUCUGCCUUCCAUAACAAUACCAGGUCUCAGAAGUUCUAUCAACCUCACGAGAACAGUAACAAAUGUAGGAAACUCUACAUCAGUUCAUAGAGCUGUAAUUGAACAUCCGUUUGGCACAAAGAUAUCAGCACAACCUAAUGUAUUGGCGUUCAAUGCUACAAACCAGAAGAUAUCUUUCAGGGUAACCAUCUCGACAACGCACCAGUUCAUCACAGGUUAUUAAUUUGGAAGCCUAACUUGGACCGAUGGUGUUCAUCACGUUAGAAGUCCUUUGUCCGUGAGAACAGAUGUAUUACGAUCUUAUUAA